AUGGCGGCCGUCCUCAGCUCGCCCACCCCGAGCUACCCGACCUCGACUGCGCCCCUCAUGACCCCGCCCCUCCUCGGCUCGCCAGAGCUCCUCGACUCGGCCGACGACGAGCGCAAGCACGGCCUGUCGCCCAUCCCGGCCUCGCCUCGCACCGACGCCGACCUCGACCUGCCUUCGCCCGGCGCCGCCGCCGCCAGUCCAGCCGACACGCCCCCGUCGCCCGCCUCGACCGCGUCGGCCUUGAGCGAGCCGUCGACCCCGACCGCCCACCACUCGUCGCUCGUGCCGGCCUACCCGUACAACGUCGCCAUGGUCCCGUCGGCUUUCAGCGGCGGGCCCCUCCCCGACGAUUCGGAGCUCACGACGCGCCUCCCGAGCAUCUGCGUCGACUACCUGUCGCACGACUGGGCAGAAGACGACGUCUGGACCUCGUGGAAGGCCAUGACCCGCCACAAGAGCGAGAUCGCCAACGGCGUCCGCCUCGAGAACGCGUCGUGGCGCACCUGGGCCAAGCAGCGCGGCAAGCUCAAGACGGUCAGCCCCGAGACGCUCAACUGGCUCAAGGACAGCGACGUCACCUGGCUCUACGGCCCGCUCCACACGGCCGUCGACGCCGUCCCGCCGCCCAAGGUCGCGACCGCCGGUGACCGCCUCGGCCUCGAGGCGUUCCGUCCGCUCGACGCGACCAAGGCCGCCGCCGCCAAGGAGGAGCGCAAGAAGGCGCAGAAGGAGGGCAAGAAGGCGGCCACGUACCCGGUCCCGGCGGGCGAGGCCGGUGCGCCGCCAAGCCCCGCCGGUGCCCGCUCGAGCGCUCCCGGCGCCGGUCGUGCCCUCCUCGCCGCACGAGCGGCCGGCGCACGGUCGCGCAAGGCCGACGUCAAGACCAAGCCGAUCCUCAAGUACCGGUCCUUGAGCGACAUCCUCAUGCCCCAGGGCCAGCCGACCUCGCCCGACGUCGAGCAGCUCGGCAUCGACUUCCAGGACCAGGCCACCAUCUCGGUCCACCACGCCCGCUCCGACUCGCACCUCGUCCGCCUCAACUCGCUCAACCGCAAGACCAAGCGCUCGUCGCCCGUCCACUCGCCCGGCUCGUCGUCGCCCGAGCGCACCGCGUCCGACUCGUCGAGCACGAGCACGUUCCUGCGCGGCGGCGGCGCCAACGCGGCCCAGGCGCGGCGCAACCGGCGGCACAUCUCGUUCAACCACCGCGUCGAGCAGUGCAUCGCCAUCGACUCGAGCGACGACGUGCGCUCGUACUCGACCGCGAGCUCGUCCGACGAGGACGAGGACGAGGUGCUCACGUUCGGCGCGAGGAGCCCUCGGCCGUCGAGCUUCAUGCGCACGCCCGAGCCCAAAGAGCCGCACACGAUCGCGCGCCUCGGCCCGACGACGCUCAAGAGCGUCGAGCUGUACCCGUCGCCGUCGCCCGCCGUCGUCUUUAGCUCGGACCCGAGCGAGUACGACGACUCGGCGGCAGCCGCCGGCGCGAGCUCGCCGCCAGACGUCGUCGGCGGCGACGAGCACGUCGAGUCGUCGCCGUACCAGCACCCGGCGCAGGCGGCGCAGCAGCACGCCGCCGGGCAGCGCGUCAUGUACGCCUACUCGAACCCGGACGCGGCGAUCCGCUCGCAGUGGGACCCGGAGGACGACGACGACUACGCCAUGGGCUUCGACUACUUUUUGGGCGCGAGUGGGCCCGACCUGCAGAUCGGCGACGAGUACGACACGGCCCAGUACGGCUCGACGCACUUGAUCGGCGCCGCGCACAACAACUACCGCGGCGGCUCGGUCGGCGGCUCGGUCGGCGGCGGCGGUGCCGCACCCGCAGGGUCGGACGGCGUGGCCAACUCGUACCUCGGCGGCGGCCCGUACUCGGCCGCGAGCCCGUACCACCCGGGCUCGUCGACGCUCGACCCGACGGCGCACGCGACGCAGCAGGCCGCGAGCCAGAUGCCGCACUACCGCGACUCGCUCCCGUCGUCGUCGUCCUCCUCCCCCUCGCCGACCGCCUCGUCUCCCUCGAGCGCCGGUUCGCCAGGUGCCGCGAGCUCGACCGCGCCCCGCGCCAUCUCGGCGCCGUCGUCGCCGCAGGUCGUCUCGGCGACGCAGCGCGGCCCGCACGAGCCGCCGCCGACCCGCGACGCGUCGACGCCCAAGCGCAGCGCGCUCAAGGGCGGCCGCUCGCGCGAGGCGUCGGUCGAGUCGAACCCGUCGUCGGCGUCGACCUCGCCUGCGAGCGGCGCGCCGUCGCCCGCCCUCUCGUCGGCGUCGACCUCGCCGCCCAAGGGCAUCCAGGCCGUCGCGACGGGCAUCCCGGCGCACGUCAUGCGCCCGGGCGUGCCUCGUCGCGGGACGUCGGACGACGGCGAGCGCGGCAGGAGCGCGAGCCGUGGCAGCUCGUCGUCGCUCGAGCGCGAGGCGUCGGCGCGCAGGAGCAGCUCGAGCAUCAGCCCGACCUCGGCGUCGUACUCGCCGCCGAUCGGCUCGGCGAGCGGCUCGUCGCCCAUCAUCCAGCAGGGCUGGCGCGGCAGCGCCUCGUACGACUCGCUGUCGUCCGUCAUGAGCGGCGGCGGGUCCGGCUCGGGCGUCGGCAGCGCGCCUCGAGCGGGCUCGCUCGGCGGCAGCUACUCGAACCUGCCCGACGUUCCCGAGUCGAGCGAGUCGUCGCCCAACAGCGGCGGAAUCCGCAUCGGGGGGCCGUCCUCGUCGUCCGGCGGCGCCGGCUUCGGUCGGCUCAUCACGAGCUCGAGCGUCGACUCGAUGGGCAGCCUCGGCUCUUUCGGCGCCGGGCCCAACACGCCGACGAGCCCGACGAUGCCGAGCCCUGCGAGGCGGUACCAGAGCCUCGUGCCCGAGGACGACGACAACGGCCAGGUCGAGGACGUCGCGACCGUCAAGCCGUCCGCCGCAGCGGCGGUCGACAGCUCGCGCGACUUUGCCGCCACGUCGUCGUCGUCGUCUGCUGCCGCACCUGCCGCAUCGGCGCCGGCGCCGGCACCCGCAGCUGCGCCCGCUCCCGCCGCGCCCAAAGCCGAUGCGCCGGCACCUCCAGCGCCCGCACCAUCGGCGCCUGGCGCGACGCUCGGCCACAGCCGCACGCCGUCGGGUCCUCGGCUGCGCAACCCGUCGCCCGCGACCGCCGCGACGACCAAGGCGACGGCGGCUGACGCGCGCCCGUCGUCGCCGGGCGAGAACGGCUCGCCCUCGUCGUCGUCGCCCUUGGCCUCGCCCGACGCGAGCGGCGGUGCCGGUGGGCCGAGCCUGCUCAAGCGCUCGCCGUCGAGCAACUCGCUGUCGUACGCGAGGCAGAGCCUGCUGCGCGCGACGCAGCGCGAUGAGGAGGCGUCGCGCUCGUCGGUCGACGGCGGCUCCUCGCCGUCGCUGUCGUCGAGCGGCGGCCGCGGCAGCCUCGACAGCGCGCGCGAGGUCGACGGCGUCGGCUCGUCGACGGCGACGGGCUCUGCGGCGCACCCGCACGAUGACGACGAGUUUGGCGCUGCGGCGGUCGGCGGCGGGAUUAACGUCGCCGGCACGGCGAGGGACUUGCUCGGUGCCAUCUCGAAGGGCAUCUGGGGGUCUCUCGGUGGGCGCGGCGGCGGCGGCGGCGGACGCUGAGCGCCGUCGCCGAAGGAGCAUACGCCGAAUGGGGAGGAGACGCUCCCUCGUUUUAUAGACAUCCCUCUCCCCCUCCCCACCCCUCUCUCGCUUGUACGUAUCCCGCAUCUCAGGUGCUCCACCAGUCGCUCGCUCGCCUACCACGUAACCCCCUAGACUCAGUUUUUUUUUGCCUUCAUCAUGCUCGACGCCCGUUCUCCCCCUUCCUCUCUCCCUCUCCCUCCAUCUCACUUUGCGGUACACACUUUGCCGGGCCCGUCGCCUUUGUAACUCGUUUGCGACUCUCUCUC
Molecule: messenger RNA, 3905 nt
Organism: Rhodotorula graminis WP1
Lineage: Eukaryota; Fungi; Basidiomycota; Microbotryomycetes; Sporidiobolales; Sporidiobolaceae
Exons: 2
Coding region: 1-3615 (1204 amino acids)
Biological process (GO): cellular response to glucose starvation; protein catabolic process in the vacuole
Source: RefSeq, a predicted model, not a curated record